Molecule: messenger RNA, 333 nt
Organism: Thermochaetoides thermophila DSM 1495
Lineage: Eukaryota; Fungi; Ascomycota; Sordariomycetes; Sordariales; Chaetomiaceae
Exons: 2
Coding region: 1-333 (110 amino acids)
Source: RefSeq, a predicted model, not a curated record
AUGAUCCAACUUCUCCAACUAACCCUCACCCUCCUCACCCUAACCUUGCUCAUCCUCCUUGUCCGAGCAAUCUACCACUCCUGGAAACGCAUCAAGACCGAAGCCAAAGCCCAGCUCCACGACCGCCAUCCGAACUUCCACAUCUCACGUGAUGGUGCCUGUCUGAACCUCAAAGAGAAAGGUACCGAGGCCUACCACGACAAAACCCAGAAGUGGGUCGUCAAGGCAUUGGAUGCUGCCGCCGAGACGUGGGCUGCUGAGAAAGAAGAAGGGAAGACUUCGAAAAGGAGGAAGCUUCUUGGGAAGUUGAAGCACGGGGCGGCGAAGGACUAA